CUUCUUGACGCUGCUCUCUGUCGUCCUCUUCAAUAAAUAGUCUCUUAUUGUCCUCACUUUAUACUUGGAUUCAUACGCCGUAGAUGCAGCGCAAGAUGAUGAAGAGACAACGCCCAUCGUCGCCUGACAUUCCCCAUAUCGAAGACGAGGAACCUCUGGACACGAACAUGAAUCGAACCUCCAGCCCACUCCGCACUUCCAAGCGACGACGCGUCCUUCCCCCCUCUCUCGACGGGCCCUCACGCGGCUGGGCCAACUCCUCGAGUCUGCACAGUCCACACCUACAGUCGAGCUCUACGUACGAAGACGAUGAUGAUUACUGCGACGAUGACUUUUCAGAAGAUGAGCCUGGAGAAGCAACUGGCGGUGGAGACGAUGAUGCGGAGAUGCAGGGUGUUACGAUGCAGAAGUAUAGGAAUGUGAAUAGUUUGCUGCACGAUCUGCAUGCGGAGCAGCAGUACCGGCGCAUUUUGUCCUCAUCGCCUGGCCCAAGCGCACCACCACCGCCACCAUCGCUCCCAAUUGGUACCACGAACGGUUAUGGGCAAGCUUAUACCCAUCGUGUUCACCCGCAUCCACAAUAUCGUUACCCCGACCAACAACAGCAACAACAACAACAAUUGUAUCACACGCAUCUCCAUCCCCACCAUGCUGCACCGCAGCUAGCACACUACGCCCAGACUUCGCGAUUCAAUUCAUUAUACCCCCUCGCCAAUGGUGACGGUGAAGGAUAUGGACAUGGAAGUCAUCCAGACGAAGAUGUUAUCCCUGUGACGAGGUAUACCGCUGGCAAACCAACUUUUCCGUCGCCGCCAAUCCCCCCGCCUCAUGCUCUGAUUCAUUCUCAUUCGCACAAUUCGACAUCCUAUCACCACUCCGCACAGCAUCCGUUUCAUCAACAACAACGUCAUUCAGGACCCAAAGGCCUUAAUCUUACUCAAGAGCCUGUAGUGCAGGAAGACGAGGAGAUGGGCGAAGAGGAUAGGGUUAGGGAACGGUAUGAGGAUACGAACAAGCUGCUUCGUGAGCUAUUUUUGAGCCGAAGGCGGCACCUCGAAGAUCCCGUACAAGCCAAUGGGUCGCCUUCUGUUUCGGAGCCGCAACGGUUCGGAUGAUAUGUCGCUCUUUAUGCUUUGAGGGUCCUCGCUACUCCACAUACCACUUGCUGCCCCCCCGUCGACGCUUUUCAGGGCACGUCUCCAUACCCUCGUAUUACGCGGUCACCACAUCCUCCGCAAAUCAUGCACUCCGUUACCAGUAUCUGUGACCGUCAUCCCCUGUCGUCUUUCCAUCAGACGGAACACCCUUAUGAAACCUCACGUCAUAUUCUCUCAUUCGCCUCGACCAUCCUUGCCGUUCUCUGUCCUUUCCCCUGCUUCCCAUAUCAGCGCUCUUUCAUCUUUCCUUCUCAUCACUUGUAUCUUUACACAUACACUGGCACUCGCAUCCUCUCGGUCAUACAGAAUUCCCUCGCUUGAUUUUGCAUUCUGCGUUCCCUGCCCAUCGUUCACUUUCC
This is a messenger RNA of Stereum hirsutum FP-91666 SS1, 1516 nucleotides long. RefSeq lists its product as uncharacterized. The record is from RefSeq and is a predicted model, not a curated record. Bases 84 to 1115 code for a protein of 343 amino acids. NCBI's taxonomy places the organism in Eukaryota, Fungi, Basidiomycota, Agaricomycetes, Russulales, Stereaceae. The transcript has 3 exons.